Ornithodoros turicata is the source of this 2518-nucleotide messenger RNA. Its product is annotated as gastrula zinc finger protein XlCGF26.1-like. The coding region runs from base 359 to 2365 and encodes 668 amino acids. Lineage: Eukaryota; Metazoa; Arthropoda; Arachnida; Ixodida; Argasidae. Gene Ontology annotation, molecular function: DNA-binding transcription factor activity, RNA polymerase II-specific; RNA polymerase II transcription regulatory region sequence-specific DNA binding. Gene Ontology annotation, biological process: regulation of transcription by RNA polymerase II. The record is from RefSeq and is a predicted model, not a curated record. The transcript has 4 exons. Gene Ontology annotation, cellular component: nucleus.
CCCAAUCGUUCGCUGUCUCUCCGCUGUAGUGCUGGAGGGGAAGCCACUUCUCACCCGCUAGUGGGGAACUUUUUAUUUUUUCCUUCACCCUAAUGUAGUGAGGGGAUUUCAUGCAACUUUUGCUCACAUAUUUUUUUAUAUUAAAAUACCGCAAUUCGGUGCUUUUGCUUUCGUAACUGAUAUUUGUGUGCUGCGUCAUUGUGUUUGUGUAGCAGCCAGGCUCGUGCUUGCGUGUCGGCGUCUUUGUGAAUGGCACCUGCCUGAUGAUACAAGUCGUAGCCCCUUGCAAGCCACGAGGACAAAGACUGAGCAGCCAAAGGUGUCUGUGGUGACGUCUGCUCGGUUAUUGUAGGCGACCAUGGAACACCAGGGACCAGACACCUCAACCCCCGGAAUGGCAGAAGGCAACGGGACCGGAGCCCCGGAGGAGGCGAAGCAGCGCUGCCCACUGUGCCCCUUUGCCUGCGACUCUAUCGACGAGAUCAACAAGCAUGUGGCCCUGCAUCAGCAGCAACAGCAGGCAGUGGUGGCCGCAGCAUGUGGAAUGUGCGAGGGCCCCAAGGAGGUGACGCUGUAUGGGUGUGGGGUAUGCGCCAAGGCGUUUGCCCUGAAAGAGGAGCUGGACGAGCACAUGCAGAGCCACGCCAGCCGCCUGUUCAGCUGUGCAGUGUGUGGUGCGAUAUUCGUGGAUAAGGACCACUUGGACGGUCACAUGCGCACGCACGAGGUGUUUAGUUACGGCGGCGCCCCAGGUGGCGGUGGUAAGCCCUUUGUUUGCUCUUCCUCUGCGGUGGCAGCGGAGGACAGGCGGGCCAAGAAGCGGCCCUUCAUCUGCCCCACGUGCGGAAAGGCGUUUCGGCGCAAAGAGCACGUAGAGAGGCACAUGAAGAUGCACACGGGGGAACGUAACUUUGUCUGUUCCACGUGCGGCAAGUCGUUUAGUCAGAAGGUACACUUAGAGAAUCAUGUGCGGAUACACACCGGCGAACGUCCGUUCAGCUGCCAUGUGUGCGGCAAGGCCUUCCGGCGCAAGGAACACAUCGGUCGGCACAUGAAGAUACAUACAGAGGCCAAGUUGACAACCGACGCUGAGGGCAAGAUGGUCGUCCGCGUGCAGAAGGCUCCCACGGUGACGGCCGUCCCAGAGACAACCACCCAUCGGUGUCCCCUCUGCCCCUUUGCAACGACGUCCGUGAAUGACUUCUGCAAGCACGUUGUGCUUCAUGCAGAGGGCCGUUCUAACUGUACCGUCUGUGACAAAAAAGAAGGCAUGGAAGCUUUGGAAGCCCCCAAGGCCCAGAGCACCCUCGUUGCAGCAAACCCACCGUCUCCCCAGCGGUGCAACGUGUGCGGAGAGACGUUUGCGGAUGCCACCAGCUUGCAGUGCCACAUGAGGAGUCACGCAGACACCCAGCUGCUGUGGAGCUGCUCUUUCUGUGGCCUCGUGUUUAGCCAGAAGAACCAGCUGGACGCCCACGUGCAGAGCCACGUGGUGACCGAGCGGCUGCCCACGGCCACCGUGGCCACGACCGUGGCCGCCUGGCCGCUCAAGGUGGGAGCAGACCCAUCCAAGCCCAAGGAACGGCCGUACACGUGCCCCACCUGCGGCAAGACCUUCUGUCAGAAAGCGCACCUGGAGAAUCACUUGCGAAUCCAUACCGGGGAGCGGCCGUUCAGUUGCACCAUCUGUGGGAAGGCGUUUCGGCGGAAAGAGCACAUCGGCAGGCACAUGCGUAUCCACACGGGCGAGCGGCCCUUCUGCUGCCCACACUGUGGCAAGCGGUUCAGCCAGAAGGUGCACCUGGAAAGCCACGUCCGGAUUCACACCGGGGAGCGGCCCUUCAGCUGCUCUGCCUGCGGCAAGACCUUCACGCGCAAGGAGCACAUUGAGCGGCACAUCAAGACGCACACUGGGGAGAGGAUGUUUGUUUGCUCGUCCUGCGGAAAAUCCUUCAACCAGAAGGCGCACUUGGAGAGCCACAUGAGGACGCACACCGGCGAACGGCCCUUCAACUGCUCGCCCUGCGGGAAGACGUUCAGGCAGAAAGUGCAGCUCGACAGACACAGCCGUACCCAUGCACCACAGCAGCCGCAGCAGCAACUGACGAUGACCUGCACGGAGGAACAGCAGCAGCAACAACAACAGCAGCAGCAGAGAAUCCCGCUUUGCAUUCCUGGUUGCCCAACGUGCGGCAAGACUUUCUGCUGCCACCUGGAGCCGCAACUGAACAUUCGUAAUCUCUUAGGUGAGGCAGCAGCUGCUCAGCAGCAGCAGCAGCAGCAACAACAGCAGGCAGCAGCGGCUGCCCAGCAGCAGACACAGCAGUGCACAGUGCAAGUGGAAGCAGUCAGCAAGGCCAUGUGAUUGGUCGCCAGCCUGUCUCCCCUUUGGUCUCUCUCUCUCUGCGGGUUCUGUGGUGGUGUACCUACUUGCUUUGAUUCUCAGUGUAAAGUUAACAUUUCUCCAUUGUCCAUUUUUAGCUUGUUUCUCAGCACAAUAAAGGCGACGUUUGACAGA